AUGCACAGGCGACACUCCGGUGGCCUACUACGGUCUUGGAAAAGACCCCUCUUUCAGAACAGCCCCCGCUUUAAGGUUGAAUCCUAUGUUUUGCCUAGGCUGAGAUCCUACAGCAUCGCUUUAAUUGGACUUGGGUACAGAGGAUACAGAAGCCAUUUCAAGAGUCUCUUCACUGACCCUUCUAACUCAAUCGUGGCCGUUUGCGACACCGACCGUGGUGUUCUAGAUACUUUCUCUAACAACCACCCCGAUGUGCCUGCAUAUCUUUCUCUCGCUCAACUUCUCCGAGAACAUGCACCUGAUUUCGCCAUUUUGUCCGUUCCACAUGGGUUCCAUAUGGACUGUGUUAUGGCCUUGUCCGACAAAGGGGUCCCGAUUCUGAAAGAAAAACCAGUGACCGAGUGCAUGGAUGAGUUCAGAAGCAUGAGCGCCUUGCCUGUGAAAAUAGGUGUCACUUUCCAGAAACGAUUUGAGCCACAAUUUAUACAUCUGAAGAACCUACUUCCACUAGUGGGCGACGUCGCUACGGUCCAAGCGAGUCUUACGUUGAAUAUCGAAAAGCUAGAUGCUACUUGGCGAGCAUCCUCCGGUGUUGGAACAGCAGAAGACCUUGGAUGUCACAUGCUUGAUAUUGUGACAUGGAUGUUUGGUGCACCAUCUUCGGUGAUGACGUACGGUGUUUCGCCCAUUCGACCCUGUCAAGUAUAUGGCGGCGACGACAUAUCAGACGUUAUCAUGGACUGGGAAGGUAUCAACCGUACAGGCCAUGUUCACAUGUCGCGCGUUGCAUAUGAUUUUUCACAAUCCAUCACUGUCACUGGAUCAAACGGCUACCUGAUUCUCGACGGAUCCAACAUCGUUCAUCGGGAUUCCCGAGGACACGAAACACUGAGAGUCGUCCAUAACCCCGUGGAGAAAGAUGUGAUACGCUCAAUGGUGCAGGAAUUUGGUGACUGGGUUACCGGGAAAAGACCAGACUUUCUGAGCUCUCUAGAGAGCCUAACAGAAACUGUUUCAGUUAUGGAUGCCGUCAAGUCUUCUCUAUCCGGUCGAAAGAUUCAGCGCCCUCUCAGACCAAGUACAACAAUGACGCCGUGUCUUACUACAAACAACUCCUUCGCCAAGUUAGCCAUAAACGCAAAUAGUGCAAAAUACUCGACGCAAGCUUAUUUCCCAUUCCAACAAAGAACCUUUCAACUCAAAUCGGGGGCAAAGAUUCCUGCUGUUGGUCUAGGAACCCGCAGAGCUCAAAGGCCGGGCGAAAUAUAUCAAGCUGUUCAAGUGGCAUUACAAGCAGGAUACCGCUCAAUCGACACCGCUCAAUCCUCAGGAAACGAAGAUGAGAUUGGGAAAGCGAUAUUUGAUUCAGGUAUUCCGCGGGAGGAGAUUUGGAUCACUACAAAGCUCGACAACCAGUGGCAUAACCGCGUUGAUCGGGCCAUCGAGGCAUCGCUCAAGGCACUCAAAGUCGAUUAUGUGGACCUUUACCUGAUGCAUUGGCCUAUAUCCACGGAUCCAGAUGAUCUGACAAAACAGCUUCCGAACUGGAGCUUUGUUGACACAUGGCAACAGAUGCAACUCAUUUCGAAAGCAAAGGUUCGAAAUGUCGGUGUCUCGAAUUUUGGUGUCAAGCAUCUAGAGACCUUGCUCUAUGAUGAGACAUGCCAUGUUACCCCUGCUGUCAAUCAAAUUGAGCUUCAUCCUUACUGGAAAUCACGAAAUUUACUUGAAUACUGCCACAGCCACGGUAUUCACUGCACGGCAUACUCCUGUCUAGGGUCCAGCGAGUCUGCCUUGCCUGCAGAUCCAACUCUCCUAGACAUUGCCCGAGCCAGACAAAAAACGCCACAGCAGAUCUUCGGUAUUGUCACCGGAAAUCUCGCGUCCUGGUUUACGAGAUGGAUGCAAGUACAAGACUUCGAAACCUCACGCAGUCUGGUGUACUGGGAAAUCGCAGAAGUACCACAGAAUAAAUCGGGAGGGUUCAUUGUUGCUGGCAUUAUCUCAUUUGUAUUCACUGGGUUCCUUAUUGUGAUGACGAUACUUGCGAAUGACUGGUACGGGUUUGCCAAUGCUGUGGCACUCGCCGUUUUGACUGGCGUUCGAUCAUACCUGUUGCAGGCCAACCGCAAUGCGAUUGAUAGAGCAGUAGAAGCGGCAAAGCCCCUUCGUACGACAUUUGUUGGCGCCAUGAAUGAGUGGAGAGAAAAGAUGAAAACAGACGGCGAUGCGAUUCAACCUCAACAGGACUCGAAAUGGCGACCGGAGGUUGUCAAAAUCCUAGUUGCCAUGCCGGACUCCCGAAUCGUGACGAUGUUCAUACCAGAGCAUCUUCUCCGGCCAAUAUUUGUCACAGAUGUUUCGCCAUCUUCACGGUGGCGCUAUCGCCUGGUACAGUGGGUGGGAUGGGUGGCAUUUUCGGUACACAUUGUCACACUAGGCAUGGCUCAGCUUGCAGCGCAAUUAUAUGUCGUUGUGGUUAUGGUCACAUCGACCGUGCUCAUUUGUUACGGAGUCGGCUGUGAUGAUUCAAGGAUUUAUAAGUGGUGGUGCGAGAAAUCAGAGGGUAGCUCGCCUCCAUAUCCUGUUUGGGCGGGGAAAAGAUUGAAGGCGACUGUAUUUGAAUGGCCUCAUCAUUUCGAAUUCAUCAGAUCGAAGGAUGGAAGCUGGUCCAGGAGACUUUCCACAGAUAUUAUAAAUCGAAAACAGAGAUCGACUGCGCGUCAGGACCUCUAUGCUUGGCUAGAUUUGAGUCCUGAGGAGAUGGGGAGUCUUUCUGAUUGGCAUUUACUUCCGCAUCGGCGGGAUCAUGACGAUUCAUGGUGGAUGGACUUUGAUGCGAAGAGACUGUUAGUUCAAGAAAACCCAUUGAAGAUAACCGAUCUCAGCGAGAGAAUCAAUGAACGCUUCGAAAAUGGAGUGAAGAAAGCGGCGGACGCCUCUCAUUAUCGUCCUCCCGAGGAUAUCGAACGGGGUCGUGACGAGGAUUCUACCAGCACCUGA
Messenger RNA from Penicillium expansum, 3003 nucleotides. Its product is annotated as Aldo/keto reductase. The record is from RefSeq and is a predicted model, not a curated record. The coding region runs from base 1 to 3003 and encodes 1000 amino acids. Gene Ontology annotation, cellular component: cytosol. The transcript has 6 exons. NCBI's taxonomy places the organism in Eukaryota, Fungi, Ascomycota, Eurotiomycetes, Eurotiales, Aspergillaceae. Gene Ontology annotation, molecular function: nucleotide binding; aldose reductase (NADPH) activity.